CAAGGGGGAACAUAACUUUAUUUAGGCUUACUAACAUCGUGAAUUGUAUUCUUAGUAAUCAUCUCCCUAUCGAUCAGAAUGAAAACUUACAGAAUCAAAUCCUACUUUCUUCUACCAUUUGAAUUUCAGUAGUCUGUUAGAAAACUGAAAUACGACACCUGGCAAUUUUCGUUACUUAUUCAGCCCGUCUCUCUCCACCCCUCCUCUCUAAUGUCCCUACUGAAAAGCCGUGAAAUUCCUGAAGGUUUACGCUUUUGUUUCGAUUGUUUUGGCGCAAGAAUUCGUGGAUUUCUUGGAGAUGCUCAGCUACUAACCAGCUAUAACAUUAGGCUACUAAAGUACAUUUCCCACUGGUUGUAACUUCAAAGCCGCGUAAACAAGCUUCCCAUAAUCUUGCAGUUCAACACCCUUCUCCCGUUACAGUGAGCGAGAAGUUGAGAUAAAGGAACGGGGAAAGAAAAAAAGUGUGGAAACUCAGGAAGAAGGAAGGAGAAUAAAGGGAAACUAGGAAGAGUUUUCGCUCAAGGAAGAAGGGAAAGUUAUGUGGACACAAGAAUCCUCUCCCCCGGUUUGACAGCGCAAGAAGCUGUGAUUUCUACUCCCCUGGGAAAUUGACAACCAUCCAACCCAGAGCGCAGUGAAGUCUACACACGCUGGCACUCUCUCCUACUGACACAAGAGAUGGAGGGAGAGAAGGAGAGAGAGAGGGAGCAGGGAGAGGAGAAAGAGAGCGACGAGACGGAGGAAGAGGAGAAACAGAGCGACGAGGCUGAAGAGGAAGAUGAUGAAGAGGAUGAUGAUGAAGAUGCGGAGGGAGCUGCGUUGGUGUGGCAGGAGGGCUCAUACGGAGAGGAUGACCUGGGCCUACCCAUAAUGCAUUGGGAGGCGCUGAGCCUUCGCAUCGCAGAGCUGGAGAAACAGGAAGAGGAGAAGAGAGAGAAGAAAACAAAGUCUUCCAGUGUCCUUGAACGAGGUAAGAAAUUGUCAGCAAGCCGGCCGGAGGAGAGAGAGAGAGGGAAGACGCUGUCCAUGAACCGGCCAGGAGACAGGGAGCAAGGGAAGAGUAAGGAGAGCUGGGAGGACAGAGGCGAGGAGGACUGCAAUAGCCGCGUGACAGCCCUAACCUCGCGUCUUUCGAAUCAGAUGAACCUCCAGCUGUGCUUCAUCAAUGACAGCGGAAGCGAAGAAGAAGAUGAGGAUACUGGCAAAAAGGUUAGUGUGAAGAAUUCCAAAAUGGUUGGUAAGAGCGGUUCCAGUGUGCAGGUGCGCCAGCAGCCCAAGUUCCCUGCCCUCCCUGCAGCCAAGAGCAAAUCAUCAGGCUUCAAGGCUGCACUGAACGCGCUCAGAAACAAGCUGAGGACCGAGCAGAAACAGGAGAGCCCAGCUUGUUGUAAUCAGCUGUUGAAGAAUAGAAGGCUGGACCGAAGUGACCUGCAAGCCUUCAGUCUCAAAGAGCUCAACGCCCACCAAAACUCUCUCAACAAGGCUAUACAAGACCUUAGCACAGAGCUGGUGGUUCAUCUUCAGACUCGGGACCAGCUGAGGACAGAACAGGAUGCUAUGCUGCUGGAGGUACAGGAUAUGACAUCACUCUGACGUCACCUUAGAAUCACAUAUAGAACCCUGACCAAGAUGGCUGCCAUUAUCAGCACAAUCUAGAGCUAUGCAGGUCUAUGACAAGCCACUCUUGUGUAUUAUAUACUCUAUGGACGACACUUUCAGAAGGCCCAUCACCAUAGAAUCAUUCUAAUCAUUCUAAGUUCUACGGUCAUCGUCUAAUAAAAUGGAAUCCCGGUGUCAGAGAUCAGGUCACAGGUCACAUGACGGACACCGGUGCUUGAAAUUAAUGGACGAAUCAAAUCAAUGUGAAGAGACUGCAUCACUCCUAAAUACUUUUUUGGAUUGAAUUGCACAGCAUUUUGUUUUCAUUUCCCAGUGAGCAAAACUGGUUGAAAUGACGUCAUCACACCCAGUUUCACAUUUAUUAUGACAUCAUAUCAACCGGUUUUGCUCUGUGUUUUUUUUUUUUUGUGUUUUUAUAAAGGGAAACGUGUAUGUCUGGACUGUUAAUGUUGUUGUAUUGUAAGUGUUUUAGGGGGAAAAUAACGGUAAUAUUAUAAGGGAUUAAUAAGCUGCUAUUGCUACCCAUGGAUCAGUCUAGUUCAAAUGUCCAUUGUCAUCCACAUUUUGAAAUGCAAUGAUCGUUUGGUAGCACAUUAUUUGAACUAUGCGUCAUACGUUAUCAUAACAAAUGUCCGAAGAUUUCUUGUCCUUGAGCGUUACGACGUAGAGUUUGAAUAAAGUGUUACCGAUUGUUUUUUAAAAAAUUCUUGUUGCCGGGACACGUUUCAUUGUUUGUUUUGAUUUUUAUGUUGCCGGGACACAGCUAUGUCUUCUAUUCUCGUCGAUGUUUUAAUGUAUGUAUGAUGAUCGUUGAAUGAGUCAGUCAGAGAAAGGGGCAUUACUAAACCAAACAGACACACACACACACACACAGUAAUGUGAGCACAGCUCAACUCAAUGCCUUGGGUCUACUGAAAUAGCAGGGAAAGUAAAGGGUAUGGAAUACUAUAUUAACCUGCAUACUGUUGUAAUAUGACAACAAUGUACCUACCAGCCGACCGACAAGAUGCCUGACCAAGCCUCACUCAUUUGGUACUGUUGUCAUAAAACACCAACACAAGGCGCAUUGGGAUUUUGUCCGGGUUACAUGAGUUUGACGUCACUGUUGACGUUGUAUUAUUCUACAAUAAUUUUGCAUGAAAUAAACAGGUUGUCAAGGAUA
Messenger RNA from Oncorhynchus keta (chum salmon), 2785 nucleotides. RefSeq names its product schwannomin-interacting protein 1. The record is from RefSeq and is a predicted model, not a curated record. The transcript is spliced from 7 exons. NCBI's taxonomy places the organism in Eukaryota, Metazoa, Chordata, Actinopteri, Salmoniformes, Salmonidae. Bases 682 to 1596 code for a protein of 304 amino acids. Gene Ontology annotation, biological process: positive regulation of hippo signaling. Gene Ontology annotation, cellular component: plasma membrane; cell junction.